ACACGUGAAUACGAUACAGUCCACAGAGAAGUCACACUAUCAUCUACUACCUAAAUCACCGCCUACACGCGGUUGCAGCGACAGUAAACUUUCUUCGUUCAUCAUUCCCGGAAAAAUUGACAAACGUGUUAUUCAACUGCCGGUGGUUGGGUUGAGGAGUGCAUAUCCCACUGCUGGUGCUUCGCCAACCUUCAAAACGGAAGAUCUACGGCAAACGGGGACAGAGUCUCGCGCCACGGGGAGGGACAAUCAAAUCCCCCCCGCUAGCCGACGCUGGGUCCCUCCAUCCCUGAGACCGCAUCAUGGACUCACCGAAGAAGCCAGAAUUGAUUCGAUUUUCCGAAAAGUACGCGGUAUUUUGAAUAAACUUACACCCGAAAAAUUCCAGAAACUUAGCGACGAGCUGUUGAAAUUAGAUCUUAACUCUUCAAAAAUACUGAAUGGAGUUAUUCUUCUGAUAUUCGACAAAGCCUUGGAUGAACCAAAGUACUCGUCUAUGUAUGCACAACUGUGCAAACGCAUCGAAAAAGAAUUAGAGACCGAUAUCGAUAAGAACAAAUCGAGCACAUUUUUACAGAUUUUACUGAACGUUUGUCGCGAUAAGUUUGAAAAUCGCGUACAAUACAGUGAAAAGAUUAUUAAUUCGGAAAGCACACUUACCGAUGAUUUGGAGGAGAAGAAAAAUGUUGCAAAACAGAAGAUAUUGGGCAAUGUUAAAUUUAUCGGUGAGCUGUACAAGUUGGAUAUGUUGGCCGAGCCACAUCUGCACAAGAUGCUCCGCUCCUUGUUUACAAACAAGUCCAGCUCGACGACGGAGAAAAAUUGUGAGGACAUGGAAUGUUUGGCCCAGCUUAUUCGGACAUGCGGAAAAAAUUUGGAUACAGAGUUGGGAAAACAGCUGAUGGAUCAAUACUUCGAUCGGAUGGAGCAAUAUUCACAUUCGCCAAAGUUUCCACCGCGCAUCAGAUUUAUGUUGCGUGAUCUUAUUGAAUUGCGCAAAAACAACUGGACCCCGCGGAAAGUAGCCCUAAUAGAAGGGCCAGCACCCAUACAGGAGCUGAACCAUGACGACGAUGUUCUUCCACCAUCGUUGAAUCACCUGCGAAACCGCGACAGGGAUUAUCGGAAUAACGACCGUAGCGAGCAGCGCGAUUGGAUCAGCAAAUUUUCACUGAAUCUACAGCACAUGAACGAUGGAUUCAAUUUGAUGAGUGUAUCCAGUCCAUCCACGUUGCUGCCUUCUAGUUACAAUCAUUCUUCAAAUGGUUACGGUAGUCGUGAUCAUCGCGAUAACGGUGGUGGUGGUAGCAGCUACCGGAUGCACAAUAAUCGCAAUAAUCAGAACAGCUACAACAAUAGUCGCUAUAAUAAACACAACCAUCACCACCAUGGCGCAAGUGGAGGCGGUGGUGGUGGUAGUUUAAGCAGCGGGUCAAGUGCAAAUUCGCCCUUUGGAAACAUGAACAUGAUGAACAAUAAGGAUUUGGCUCCGCGAUUUAAGCGGAAUCUGAUGACUCCGCCGCAGAACUCUGUUGAAGAGCUCCAAAUGCGACCAACGCCCAAUAGCCUGCUUUUCAAAGCGAAUAUGAACAUAAAGACGCAUCUGCCACUAUCCUCUCCUAUGGGAGGAAAUGCUGUUGGUGGAUCUGCCAGUAAGGUAAACUACAAUGCUCAGUCUCUUAGCGAGUAUCCCUCGCCACAUAUGGGUCGCACUUUGUUGAGCGAACAGCGCAAUGUAGGCCAAAACAAUGGAGCCUCUGCAAUCAACGGCAAUUUGAUUGGUAGCGGUACUGGUCCAAUGAACUUUGUUAGUCCACAAAGAAACUCAUCAUUAGGUGCUUCUGUUAGGACACCAAGUACAACGGUUGACGAUAGUAUUUUUAGUUCUGGAGAACUAAUUGGUGGUGCUAACAAUAACCCGUCCGCCACUAAUCACUUCAAUAGUGCAUCACAUACAGGAGGGCCUCGCGGAAUGGUUCAACAUAGUGGUAAUAAUCAAUCCAAUCCCCACCAACAUCAAUUGCCAAAUCACUGCAAUAACCAGAAUCAACAGCAACAAUAUUGCCAUUCUGGCCUGGGAAACAAGGCUGGAGCAACAAAAUUUAGAGAUUCGCAAUUCGAAAACUUCUGUAUGGACGGAAACAAUUAUAACCAUCUACAACAUACAAUCGUGCCGGAAGAGCAUAUGCAACGAGCAUUGAGCCAUGACAGCAUCGGAUUACAUACAUCUCCCAAUCCUCCAGAUGUGCAAGCUAAAUCCACAAAAGAACAAGCCAUCGUUAGUAAAUCAAGUUCAUCAGAGACCAAGACGGAGAAGAAAAACAAACGAGAGAAAGGACCAGGCAAAGAAGAGUAUAUGAAACGUAUCGUAGCAUUCGUCAAUGAUGUUCUGUUUGCAAAUAUAGAGCAACAGAUUGCAGAGGAAAAACAGCUACAUCAGUUUGUAAAAUCACAGGAGAAAGUUCAUAGUUCCGAUGUAGAGGAAACUAAAACAUUACUGAAAAAGAUUUUAGUAGAGGUUGUAGGUAAAACGAAACAACCAGAGUCUUCCUGUAUUGACGCCAUACCUGAUAUUGCUAAUGAACAAACCAACAGUGUUGGAAAUGGUGUAACCACGAUCGAUACUGAUGCAAGCAACCGUAUUACAGAAUAUUCUGCACAUUCAGAAAAAAAAAUCGAAAAUAAUGAAACCAACAUUAACAUGGGUAUUGAAACUUCAGAAUAUGUUCAUCAUAAAGAGAAAACGGACGUUGAUUUAAUGUCAAAAAUAGAAAAAGAAAAUGAGGCAAUCGGGAAGGUUGUCAUCGAUAAAAAGAAUGAAGAAACAACCAGCUUCGUCAAUGUAGUAAAUCCUGCUUCGGUAAUUAUUGGAUACGAAAUGCAACAAGCACAUGUGCCCACAGUAAAGGACAUUAAAGAACAAAAUGUAACAUUAAUGCAUAAGCUGAUACGCGAAUUUUGCGAUUUAAAGAUACCAGAAAAGUGUAUGCGCGAAGCCAUUAUUAAAAUAUUGAAUGAAGUACUUGAUCGUGGUGAUGCUUAUCAGGCAAAAACAAUCGAAUUCCUCCAUUCGUUAAAAAAUGAAUCGAAAAUAUCCAGUGGUACCGCGCUGGAAUCGUUCCGAGCAAUCAUCAACGGAAUGAGCGAAAAGGAGAAAACUAUCCCGAAAAUUACCACUAUCGUAGCGUCACUGUUGGCUAGAGGAGUAACUGUCAAUCUAUGUCAGUUGACAGACAUUGCUAGUUAUGCAGAAAACGGACAACAUUAUCCGCUUUUUUUGCUGGUCUUGCAACAAUUGCAUAAGCAACAUGGUCGCACAGCUCUUUUGGAAUUAUUCCGUAAGAGUGAUGUGGAUCUCAUGUCCAGCCUCCCAGAAAGCGACCGUAGCAAAGACCGCAUGGCAGAAAUAUUGGAGGAUCGUAAUCUUAGCUUCUUAUACCCGUUACUUCGAGUGCAAUCGGAACUAUGGAAACAAAUUCAAGCAGACUCAAAUCCGCAACAGUUUUACAAAUGGAUCAAAGAAAAUGUGGAACCUGGUUGUUAUGCGGACUCAGGGUUUAUCACCGCAGUCAUGACAGUACUUUUGAAAUACAUUGACCAGGAAACCGACAAAAUGAAGGAAGAGAGGAAACGCGUAGAGAAAGAGAAGGAAAUAUUAGCUAAGUACUGCCCGGUGUUAAAUGCUUUCCUGAAUGGAUACUACGAUCGACAACUAACUGCAAUCUACGCAAUCCAAGUUUAUUGGUACAAUAUUGGAUAUCCGAAAGGUGUUUUACUUAGGUGGUUCCAAGAGAUGUACGAGUUGAGUGUGAUCGAAGAAGAUGCAUUCUUGCAGUACAAAGAAGAUGUGAACGACAUCUAUCCUGGGAAAGGAAAAGCGUUAUUUCAAGUCAAUCAAUGGCUUACAUGGCUAGCCGAGGCUGAAGAUGAAGAUGACGAAGAGGAGGAUUAGAGAGCAGCUAGAUAGAUCACCACGACAAGUAUGAAAUGUUCGCAUCUUAUGUCGAAUGCGAUAUCUUAUGCCUAUAUCUUUGCUCUGCAAACCGCAACAAAUGCGUGGUGUGAUUGGCAUUGUAUUCUCCAUUUAUUUUCAAUAGCCACAAAAAUCAGAAAUUACCGGACAAAUUAAGGACUGAUGUAGUUCAAACGGUGUUUAUAUUUAGUUUUUCAUUUUAUAAAAUUUACUUCAACUAUCCGGUAAACAUAAUUACGUGAUGUGAAAUGAUUAUUUUCUUUUGCGCAAAUUCUAGAAAAUUAUGUUAACUAGAAAACUUACAUAUAUGGUAAUUUUUAUGCAUAUAUUCUCAUACACAAUUAAACGGAAUAAACGCACUCAGUAGUAGUAUA
Messenger RNA from Anopheles darlingi, 4347 nucleotides. RefSeq lists its product as uncharacterized. Gene Ontology annotation, molecular function: mRNA binding; protein binding; translation initiation factor activity. Gene Ontology annotation, cellular component: eukaryotic translation initiation factor 4F complex. The record is from RefSeq and is a predicted model, not a curated record. The coding region runs from base 497 to 3952 and encodes 1151 amino acids. Lineage: Eukaryota; Metazoa; Arthropoda; Insecta; Diptera; Culicidae. The transcript has 6 exons.